Arabidopsis thaliana (thale cress) is the source of this 2217-nucleotide messenger RNA. RefSeq names its product Aldolase superfamily protein (gene FBA5). The transcript has 4 exons. NCBI's taxonomy places the organism in Eukaryota, Viridiplantae, Streptophyta, Magnoliopsida, Brassicales, Brassicaceae. Bases 813 to 1889 code for a protein of 358 amino acids. The record is from RefSeq and is marked reviewed. Gene Ontology annotation, cellular component: cytosol. Gene Ontology annotation, molecular function: fructose-bisphosphate aldolase activity. Gene Ontology annotation, biological process: glycolytic process.
CUGAAAUCGAUAAUGGAUUAGACGAAGAGUUUCGUGUUAUUCCUUGGUAUGGGCGGGUUUGGGGACAGAUAUUUUGGCACAGACGAGGACUAGGCCACUGUGGUCCUGCAGCAUUAGGUGUCCCUUCCAUGUCCUGCAUUACAUUUUAUUGAUGGAUUCAUCACCCUAUCUACUACAACGGCUACACAAACUAUGAAGAGUUUUGUUUACUAAUAAAUGCCCAAGUGAGGGGUCGAUCGAACCCGGGACACGUUUUUCAGUUUACCAUAUAGAAUUAUCCUUGGAACCCUUGAUACUCCAUAAAACAUCACCACCUCUGUUGUCAUCUCAUGAAUCCAGGUUCAAACCUAGUCUCUCUCUCCCUAGUGGGAGGUAUAUGGCCACUGGGCCAAUGAUGACAAAAUGCAAAAAAAAUAAAAUACAUUUGGGUUCAUUAUCUAAAAUAUCUCUUGUGUUUGUAAGUUUUGGUUGCACACUCGUGUGGUUGAAGUGUGUGUGAGAGGUACUAUACAAUACACUCUGCUUUUGUUUUGUACCUAUCUCUUUCUCUUCUCCACAUAUCCAAGACUUUGGGGAUAAAGCUGAGAUCAUUGGUUGCCAUUUGGUUGUGUAGAAGCAAUCACCCAUUUGCUUUAUCCGAGGUUGAUAAAUUUCCUCGGGUUCUCCUUCUGACACGUAUGACAAAUUCUAAUAGUAUAUUCCUCGUAGAUAUUACCUAUAUAUUCUCAAUAGUUGCAGGUACUUAAGGCUUUGUCUUGGCAUCCUCGUCCUCUUCAGCAAAACUCGUCUCUCUUGCACUCCAAAAAGCAACCAUGUCUGCUUUUGUCGGCAAAUACGCAGAUGAGCUGAUAAAGACGGCUAAGUACAUUGCCACACCGGGAAAGGGCAUUUUGGCAGCAGACGAGAGCACGGGAACUAUUGGGAAACGAUUCGCCAGCAUCAAUGUUGAGAACAUUGAGUCCAACCGCCAAGCUCUCCGUGAGCUCCUCUUCACGUCCCCUGGCACUUUCCCUUGCCUCUCCGGUGUUAUCCUCUUCGAGGAAACCCUCUACCAGAAAACCACGGAUGGCAAACCCUUCGUUGAGCUCCUCAUGGAAAACGGAGUUAUCCCUGGAAUCAAAGUGGACAAGGGUGUGGUUGAUCUAGCAGGAACCAAUGGCGAGACCACUACUCAGGGUCUAGAUUCACUUGGUGCACGUUGCCAGGAGUAUUACAAGGCAGGAGCUCGGUUUGCAAAAUGGCGUGCAGUCCUCAAGAUUGGGGCCACCGAGCCAAGCGAGCUCUCUAUCCAAGAGAACGCCAAGGGGCUAGCCCGCUAUGCCAUCAUCUGCCAGGAGAAUGGACUCGUCCCAAUCGUCGAGCCAGAGGUACUGACCGACGGGAGCCAUGACAUCAAGAAAUGUGCAGCGGUGACCGAGACCGUUCUUGCUGCCGUGUACAAGGCCUUGAACGACCACCAUGUCCUCCUCGAAGGCACUCUGCUUAAACCGAACAUGGUCACUCCCGGCUCUGACAGCCCAAAGGUUGCACCGGAAGUGAUAGCGGAAUACACAGUGACUGCUCUGCGCCGCACAGUCCCACCUGCAGUUCCAGGAAUCGUGUUCCUCUCAGGCGGACAGAGUGAAGAGGAAGCAACACUAAAUCUGAACGCAAUGAACAAGCUCGAUGUGUUGAAGCCAUGGACUCUCACUUUCUCAUUUGGCCGAGCCCUCCAACAAAGCACUCUCAAGGCUUGGGCAGGUAAGACAGAGAAUGUAGCCAAAGCUCAGGCCACUUUCCUGACCAGGUGCAAGGGUAACUCGGACGCUACCCUCGGGAAAUACACCGGCGGGGCUUCUGGUGACUCGGCCGCCUCUGAGAGCUUGUAUGAGGAAGGAUACAAGUAUUAGGAGCGUUUAAAUACGGGUGUCGCCUUUUAUACGAUUUGAAUAUAUGUCAAAUGUUUCGUAGGCGUUUAACUGUUUAAAUUUUUAUCGAUUUGGUUUAGCGUCUGUGUAAUGUUCUUAAACUGUGUUGUGUUUUUUGUGAUGGUUUCUAUAAUAUUUUCGCGCCAUGACAUAACGGUUCGUUCAAAAGUUCGGUAAUAUCCCCUAAGUGGGUCCCACAAGGAAGUCUAUCUUCUUCUUAAUCACCAAAAAAAAGAAGUCAUUUUCCGAAGGAGAGAUAUUUUUACUUGAUAUUUUAUAAUUGUAAGAAUGAUCUAAAACUAGUUUGGUU